Gymnodraco acuticeps is the source of this 3569-nucleotide messenger RNA. RefSeq lists its product as uncharacterized. Bases 975 to 1907 code for a protein of 310 amino acids. The transcript has 2 exons. The record is from RefSeq and is a predicted model, not a curated record. Lineage: Eukaryota; Metazoa; Chordata; Actinopteri; Perciformes; Bathydraconidae.
UUUCAAGUUGUCUCGACUUUUGCUUUAUUUUGCGGGUUUCAGCAUUAUGCCAUGGAGCUAAUCUAUGUUGUUUUAUAUAUAUGCCUUUCCUACUCGCCUAGAGCUUAACACACUAGGACAAAUGUCCCGGCAGGAGUUGAUGGCAGCUCAAGGUCGAGAUCAUGUGAUAGGAACUACAAUCAGUGCCAUGAAGUGUGGCAAAUGGCCGGAUGAUAUCCAGUCUAACCCAGAGAUGAUGCUAAUAAAAAAAGAAGUCGGAAAGUUGGUCAUGAGAAAUGGACUUCUUCACUGUGUGAGUACGUGAAGUCAUACAGGAGAGAAGACUGACCAGCUUGUGCUACCUGCUGAGUUCAAGGCAGUAGUAUUGAAGUCCAUGCACGAUGACUUAGGUCAUUUAGGACAAGAGAGGACUACUGAUAUUCUCAGAAGUAGGUUCUACUGGCCAAAAAUCGCUGCUGAUGUUGAGCAAUAUAUCAGGAACUGUGGAGAGUGCAUGUUGAGGAAAAGCCCAUGUCAAAGAGUUGCCCCAUUACAUCAAAUAGUCAUCACCGGGCCAAUGGAGCUUGUGUGCAUCGACUUUCUCUCUAUGGAACCUGAUUCAACAGGAAUUAGUAAUGUGUUGGUUGUUACUGACCACUUCACAAGAUAUGCUCAAGCCUUUCCUACCAAGAACCAAAAAGCCCACACCGUUGCCAAGAUCUUAGUGGAAAAGUCUUUUGUGCAUUAUGGAUUGCCUACACGGAUCCACUCGGAUCAAGGACGAGAUUUUGAGUCCAAACUCAUUAAAGAACUGCUGAGGAUGUUGGGCAUACGAAAAUCACGUACAACCCCAUAUCACCCACAGGGGGAUCCCCAGCCAGAACGAUUCAAUCGUACUCUGUUGUCAAUGCUGGGCACGCUGAAUCAAGAGAAUAAACGCCGUAUAUAUAAACGGCACUAAAUGUGAUGCCACGGGAUACUCCCCAUAUUUCUUGAUGUUUGGGAGAGAAGCUCGACUCCCAGUGGAUGUAUGCUUUGGGACACACCCAGAUGGAAAAGGUGAACAACAGCACUCUUCUUAUGUCACUAAGUUGAAAGAAGCACUGCAAAAGGCUUACCAGAUGGCUACAGAAGUUUCUAACAAAAGGCAUCUGCGCAACAAAAAAGCCUAUGACAAGAGACUAGGGUUUCAAAACCUAGAGCCUGGUGAUAGAGUGUUGCUGAAGAAUCUGGGACUAAGAGGGAAACACAAGCUUGGAAACCGUUGGUGUGAGGUUCCCUAUGUUGUAGCAGAGAAGAUGCCAAACCUGCCUGUCUAUAAGCUGAAACCUCAGAGUGGGAAAGGGAAGCUGAAAACACUACACAGAGACAAUCUGUUGCCGAUUGGAGACCUUGUGAAGAUUCCAGCUAUUGACAACACAGAAGAUGUGCCGACCAGACCAGCAACUCGAGCAAAUGGUCAUAAAAGACAUAAGAGAGCCACAACAGAUCACCCAAUACAAUUAGAGGGUGACAUGUCAACUGAGUCGUCUGAUCUUGAGUGUGACUGGUCACACAGACCAUACAGAACAUAUCUGGAAAAGAUCAUUCAAAGACAGGAAGAGAACAAUACGGACCGGGCAGAGCAGCCAGGAGUCUGCAUCCCUGAGAAAGACAGCUGCCCAGAGACAGAGAAUUCUCCUCUGGAAGACCAAGAUCCGGAUACUGCCCCUGAGACUGAUUCAGGCCCGCAGUCAAGUGAUUCAAGUGAAGAAGAUGACAGACAACAGUCAAGCCGUCCAAACAUAGUUGUGACUCCAAGGCAAACUAGGCCAAAAAGAUUAUUGAAGCCAGCGGUAAGACUUACCUAUGAUAAACCAGGAAAAGCAAGAGAUGAACCUAUUACUAUUGUACACAGAGGUGUAACAAUAAAGAUUGGAAAAAGUUAGAGAACGCCUGUAAAAAAAAAACACUCACAUAGUUUAGUUCAUUAGGUCUGUUGAGGACACCAGACGUUUAGACGGGGGAGUGUGUAACCAGGUUGAAAAUAACCCUUACAGUGAAAUUAAAACAAGAUAAUAAAUAUGUCAUUUAGUGUUAGAGUUUAUUGAAGGAUAAAAGUGUUUUCAUAAACUGUGUUUUCAUAAUGUAUUCUCAUUGCUGUGUUACAAGGAGUGUUAAUGGAGGAACAAAGAAGAGUCUGUUUAAAAUGGCACACAUACACACACACACAGAUUCACAUGACUGACAGUCACAAGAUCCACACUAACAAAUAAGGCGUUGGUCAAGACCACAUGAUUGUCUCAUGUUACUGGUUGUUGAAAUAAAAAGACUGCACUGAGAGUUGGUUCUCCUAGCUGAGAGUUGGUUCUCCUAGCUGAGGGCCGAUUCUCCUAGCUGAGAGUUGGUUAAGGAGUUGACAUGACAUGUCACUCGCUGAUUCUCCUUGCAGCAAGUAAACUGGAAACAUGAGUCCUGUUAUCUUUGUUCACUGGGUUCUGGUAUAUUUGAACCGAGCUGGGGUUUACUCUUACAAAGUAAUAUAGAAAUACCCUACAUUAAUUGGUCCUUCGGAGCCGGAUUCCAACACAUCGUGACGGGAAGGAGGAGGGAAAAGACACGCCGCAAGUCUGUCGACAGCCGGGAUCAUCAGCCGACCCCGAGAAAGACCCGGGACGCAGAAUUCGUGGCCGGGCCGGUGCUUAUAUGUCCAACCUCCCUCAUCCUCGGCACGAUUGACGGAAUCCAACCGGACCAGUGACCACAGAUAACGGGAUACUCGAGUGCAGACUGGUGACCAGGUCCUCGUGAAGGUGAUUAAGAGGAAGCAUUGGCACUGUCCACGGUGGGACGGUCCCUACACGGUACUGCUGACAACACCGACUGCACUAAAAAUCGCCGAAAGAACUACGUGGAUACAUCAGAGCCACUGCAAAAAGAUAAUACCUCUCCAACUUAACGACAGAUAAGUGGUGGAAGUCCGGCUACAAAGGGCGGUGUUUCAUUAGGAAAUACUGGUCUCAACCCCGGUGAAGAAAACAACAGAACCACUAUCACAAAUAGACUAUGUUGGGAAAGGUGUUGUGUGUAGUGACCCUGCUGGGUCUGACGCUAAUGACUAUAAAGACACUGUAACCAGCUAGUAAUUAUGAAAAACAGGAGGGAAUGUUAGAGUUUAUUGAAGGAUAAAAGUGUUUUCAUAAACUGUGUUUUCAUAAUGUAUUCUCAUUGCUGUGUUACAAGGAGUGUUAAUGGAGGAACAAAGAAGAGUCUGUUUAAAAUGGCACACAUACACACACACACAGAUUCACAUGACUGACAGUCACAAGAUCCACACUAACAAAUAAGGCGUUGGUCAAGACCACAUGAUUGUCUCAUGUUACUGUUUGUUGAAAUAAAAAGACUGCACUGAGAGUUGGUUCUCCUAGCUGAGAGUUGGUUCUCCUAGCUGAGGGCCGAUUCUCCUAGCUGAGAGUUGGUUAAGGAGUUGACAUGACAUGUCACUCGCUGAUUCUCCUUGCAGCAAGUAAACUGGAAACAUGAGUCCUGUUAUCUUUGUUCACUGGGUUCUGGUAUAUUUGAACCGAGCUGGGGUUUACUCUUACAAAGUA